CGCCACCCCUCUCCCCCCCCUAGAGCGAGAGAGAGAGAGAGAGAGAGAGAGAAUGUACUCACCGCAGCUACCACUUGCUCGGACGCGGGUCCUGUCUCCAUCUGGAUCGGAGCCAUCCCUGGCAGAUCGCCAUCCCGUGGGCGGCGGCGGCGGAGCCUUGGAAGCUUCUCUGCUCGGCCUAAUCCACGAUCACCACCACAGCAAGGUCCUCCUCCGAGACCGCGCCGAGAAGGCCAAGAAAGACGCAAUCAGGAGCGCAGCUGCGGUGUCGGAUCUGCUGGUGCAGACGGUGAACGGAGGGGUGCAGGAGGCCUUCCUCAACCAAAAGCGCAUCGAGCUCGAGAUUCGGGCUUUGGCCGCCACCGUCUCCCGCUUCACGAAGCAGACCGAUCACUGGCUCGCCUCCACUCAUGCUCUCAACUCCGCCGUCAAGGAAAUUGGGGACUUCGAUAACUGGUCGAAGAUAAUGGAUUAUGAUUGCAAGAGCAUCAACGCUGCCAUCCGCAAUAUUCAUCAAGCUUGAUUCUCAGCCACUCGAAAACUGAAAUCCAACCCCCCCAUUCUCUCUAUUCGUCGUCUUCCUCGAGUCAAGUCGAAGCUACGUCUUGUUAGAUUGCUUGAAACAUUCUUCGACGUGUAUUUAAGUACCAAAUUAUGCAUAUGAGGCCCCCCAGGGCCCCUCCACUUUUCUUUUCC
Molecule: messenger RNA, 696 nt
Organism: Eucalyptus grandis
Lineage: Eukaryota; Viridiplantae; Streptophyta; Magnoliopsida; Myrtales; Myrtaceae
Product: biogenesis of lysosome-related organelles complex 1 subunit 1
Exons: 2
Coding region: 53-523 (156 amino acids)
Biological process (GO): endosomal transport
Cellular component (GO): BLOC-1 complex
Source: RefSeq, a predicted model, not a curated record